Messenger RNA from Recurvomyces mirabilis, 816 nucleotides. RefSeq lists its product as uncharacterized. Gene Ontology annotation, molecular function: serine-type endopeptidase activity. Bases 1 to 816 code for a protein of 271 amino acids. The transcript has 2 exons. The record is from RefSeq and is a predicted model, not a curated record. Lineage: Eukaryota; Fungi; Ascomycota; Dothideomycetes; Mycosphaerellales; Teratosphaeriaceae.
AUGUGGGCGUCAGGAUUCACCAACGCUCCUAUAUCACAAGCUCUCGUGGCGGCCGUCGUGCUCCUACCAUUCCUCGCUACUCUCGCCGACGCCAAAUACUACCUCUGGCUAGAAGUCCGACCACAUCUGCUCGACUACCACCAGUUCUGGAGAUUGUUCACGUGGCCACUAUGCUACACCAACAGCACCGAAGUGUUGUUCGCUGCGAUGACCUUCUACCAGCUCAGAGUGAUUGAGAGGCUUUGGGGUAGCAGGAAAUUUGCCUCUUUCAUCUUGUCCACUCUACCAUACACUACACUUCUUCCGCCGAUACUACUCACCUUGAUCAUCCGUCCUCUUAGCUUCGGCAGGAUCAACUACUUGCCAGCAGGACCAACAGCCAUAGUCUUCGCCCUUCUAGCUCAAUAUCAUGCAGCCAUACCCUACAUCUAUAAGUACCGACUGUCCGGCACCUUACCCGCACCAGGCUCUCCACAAGCUGGCCGCGAGUAUGGAAUGAAUCUUACAUCAAAGUCAACAUCAUACCUGCUACCACUUCAACUGGCUCUUAGUCAACUUCCAGGUUCUGCUCUUGUGGCAGCGAUAGGAUGGCUAGUCGGCUUCGCCUACCGACGCGAAAUACUGCCUGGUGCGGCAAGAUGGCGAGUACCAGGAUGGGUAAUUGGUGCAGCAGCACAAAAAGAGCGAUAUGAUUCACUGAGGCGAAGGAUGGAAGGUGAAGCCGGUAGAGCCACCGGUGUGGACGUUGGCCGGGAGCAUGUGAGGCGCAGAGGGCUUGUGGGCGGGCUGCUGGAUCAGUUCCGUGGUGCUUCGUAG